Zea mays is the source of this 2744-nucleotide messenger RNA. RefSeq lists its product as uncharacterized. NCBI's taxonomy places the organism in Eukaryota, Viridiplantae, Streptophyta, Magnoliopsida, Poales, Poaceae. Gene Ontology annotation, molecular function: protein dimerization activity; DNA-binding transcription factor activity; DNA binding. Gene Ontology annotation, biological process: regulation of DNA-templated transcription. The record is from RefSeq and is a predicted model, not a curated record. The coding region runs from base 1536 to 2513 and encodes 325 amino acids. The transcript has 8 exons. Gene Ontology annotation, cellular component: nucleus.
AGGCCAUUCCUCAUCCUCCUCCCCGUCGCGUCCAGCCAAGAACAGCGCCCUUCCACCGCCCGAGUACGCGGUGUAGCGCUCCUACAUCCACUAGCCCGGAAAGCCGUCGGGUUGUUAGAUCGGAUUGAUCCAAUAUGGGAACACGGGGACAAUAUAUCUCCGAUUCAGGUGCAAGUACUGCAAGAAACAGUGGAAGGGGGUGGUGCUACACGUUUCAAGCAACACAAUGCAUCGCUUGGGAGGAAUGUGCAUGGUUGUCGUAAUGUUUCGCUAGACAUUGCCUUUACUUUCGGCGUGAGAUUGACAAGGUCGCAGGCCGCAUUUGCAGGAUUAUUUCACAAAGUUCAAGGAUGAUUGGCCAACAUAUGAACCUACCAUCAUGUGCGACUCAUGGACAGGACCAACCCAAAAGUGAGCGAUUAAUUUCAUGUUAUUUUGCAAUGGUGUUAUGUUCUUCCACAAAUCAAUUGAUGCAACUGGUAAAUUUCAAGAUGCGAACUAUUUACACAAGGUAAUUUCAUUAAUCGUUUUAUGUCUGUAUUUGUAUCUUCGAUGUUGUUUGUGAACUAUAAAACAAUGCCAUGUAAUGUAUUUGAACUGUUAAAUAUUGUUAUUGGACUUUUGUUCAAAUUAUGGGACUUCAAUGUGAUUUAUUUGCAAAAAAACAUAUACCUGAGUUUCUGCAUCAGUGCCGCCAGUUUAUCUGGUCAGGAGCCGAUUAAUCGGUCUUAUCGGUUGACUAAUCGGUUUUAAAUUGUUUAGAAUUCAAACUAGGUUGACUUUAAUUUCUAUUGGUUUUCGUCGAUUUAUCGUGGUUUACAGAUUAUCGAUGGACACCGGUUUGUGUGUCCUCAAUCCGGUUUGGUGAACUCUGAUCCUCUAAAGAUUUUACAGAUUUCCGUAGCAGUACUUGUUGCUUGAAUCCACAUUUUCUUCAAAGGUACGUUUAGACUGUGUCAUUUAAAAAAUUGUUUUGUCCUGUUUAACAAUAUAAAUUGCAACAUUUAUAAAGAUAACCUUAUAACAGAGGAAGAGCAAUGGAAAUCACAUGGGUCACGUCUAUCUACAAUCUACUAGACUACUACUGUACGCCUGUAUGGCUGUAUCGUACACCCUAGGUGCGUGUGCGUACUUGUUGCAGUAAUACACAAGUCACCACUAUAUCACUCUCUACAAGCCCACUACUGCUCCUGCCACUCCUACUAUACAGUAUACACUGCCCAGUUGCGCUAGUGUAGCGUAGGAAUACUGUAGGCGAUGAUCGACGGUCCACUGUGCCCAGCCCUCGACAAGUCUCAGUCGCUUCAUGCACGUCGCGGUGCCAGUCUCGUUGCUCCUGCUCCCUUAUCCUGCAAAGCUGAAAGCUGCAAGGCCUGCAGAUCACUUCCAGUCUUCAAAAGUACAGUUCGCGAAAGUUGAAACGAGCGAGCGACGAACCGAACCAACCAACCGGCGGUGGCCACGUAGCCCCCCCUGACACAAAGACAAAGCUACCUAGAAGCUAGCCCGUGGAGCGGCUAGACUACUAGACUAUCAUGUCUCGGUACUGCGUCAACGAGCAGUCGAGCACCCGGCCUCAUCCUGCCUCGGCAGGCAGUUGGCACGGCAGCACCCCAGCAGGCAGCAGCCCCUCCAAUUUAAAGCAAGCAACGACGGGCAAAGAGCAGCUCGGCGGGGGCUGCUGCAGCGCCGCGCGUUUGCGAGUCCGGGACGACGACAUGGGGAGGGGCCGCAGCGAGAUAAAGCGGAUCGAGAACCCGACGCAGCGGCAGUCCACCUUCUACAAGCGCAGGGACGGGCUCUUCAAGAAGGCAAGGGAGCUCGCCGUCCUGUGCGACGUCGACCUGCUGCUGCUCCUCUUCUCCGGCUCCGGGAAGCUGUACCACUACCUCUCGCCCACCGUGCCCACGUACUGUCAAGGACCUGGUCGAGAGGUACGAGGCCGCGACGCACAGCAAGGUCUGGGCCGACGUUCGCCAGGAGCGGCGCGCGGAGCUGGAGAAGGCGGAGCGGAUGUGCGAGCUCAUGGAGAAGGAGCUGCGGUUCAUGACGGUGGACGACGGGGAGCAGUACACGGUGCCGUCGCUGGAGCUGCUGGAGCACAGCCUGGAGGCGGCCGUGCACAGGGUGCGCUCCGAGAAGGACCGCAAGAUCGGCGGCGAGAUCGACUGCCUCCAGAACAUUAUCAGAGGACGCCACGAGGAGCGCUACGGGUUGUGCGACAAGAACUUCUUGCAAAUUUGGCCGCAGCUUGCUCAUUCUCAGGCCUGGAACAACGGCGGGGAAGGUGGAGGGUCGACCCCACCAAGCGGCGGCGGCGGCCUGGAACUCAAACUGGGUUUCAACUGACGCUGGCUGGCUUGGAAGCUCGAGGAUGGAUCGAAGACUAUGAGCUCCUUCAUUGUGCCCUGUCAGGCUACCUACCCCUGCACCCUGUUGGUUAUGGUUUAAAAUGGUUAUUGACCAAAGUUGUCCUGCAUCAAACAAGGCUCAGCUUGAUGUUAAUGUGCUGAGGGAUCUAAUGUAUUAUUAGCGUUAUCCAGCUCUUGUUUACGUGCUCCAUCUCAAUCCAUGCACGUUAGGAUGGAUUGUCUAAUCUAGUUCAAAUUUCGUAUCAAUCUAUUCCAUCCCAUACAAAUUAAUCCAUGUGGAUUGGGUGGUAUUGAGUCGGUUUAAUUCUAUAGCAAGUCAAAAUCCAUCCCAAUCCAUCCCAAUACACACCAAUACACAUGGAAUUGAAAUAA